Messenger RNA from Melanaphis sacchari, 991 nucleotides. RefSeq names its product trypsin-like. The record is from RefSeq and is a predicted model, not a curated record. Gene Ontology annotation, biological process: proteolysis. Lineage: Eukaryota; Metazoa; Arthropoda; Insecta; Hemiptera; Aphididae. Bases 134 to 991 code for a protein of 285 amino acids. The transcript is spliced from 3 exons. Gene Ontology annotation, molecular function: serine-type endopeptidase activity.
ACAUACUUUUUUAAUUUUUUAUACUGUUGUUAUGGUUUUAUAGUCAAUCAAUCAAUAAUAGAUAAUGUAAAUACAAAUAUUAAAUUUUGUGCUUAAAAAUAUUUAUUAUACCAUUCAAUUUUGACUUAAAAAUAUGAAUGUUAAACAUUUGUUUGUUAGUCAUUUAUUAUUUAUAGUGUCUGUAAUAUGUUACCAUAAUCAACCAGUUUGUUUGGCCGGAGGAGAAGUAGCAAAAAGUUUUGAAUUCCCUUUUAUGACAGUCAUAUAUCAUAAGACCAUGUCAUGUUCAGGAGCAAUUAUAUCAGAAGAAUGGGUUUUGACGGCAGCUCACUGUUUUUCAAUUAACUAUAUAUUAGGUAUAAGACCUAGCGAUAUCAAAGUUAUAGCAGGCAUAGUAAAUUAUGUUGAACGAACAAAUAAUUCACAAGUCAGACAAGGAACAGAAGUUCAUAUACACCCAAAUUAUAGAGUAAAACGAGUUGCCAAUGAUGACUUAGCUCUUAUUCGUGUCAAACCAUUUUUUAUGACUAUCGCUGUUAAUAUCAUUCAUGUAUCAGAUAGAGGACUUCCAAUAAAUGAUUAUAUAGCAUGCACGGCUGUAGGUUGGGGAGAAGUUGAUAAACCACCUGGCCGCCAUAAUACAAUUUUACAUAAACUUAAAGUAUUUUCUUCAAUGUCUGCCAAAGCAUGUCCAGGUCUUCAAGAUUGGGAGAGGAGAAAAAUUAUUUGCUUACAACAAGAUAAUGGAAAAGGAUUGUGUGACGGUGAUUCUGGUGGUCCACUUAUAUGUCAAGGUGAAUUAUAUGGAAUAGCUCAUCAAGUAUACAAAGAAAUAAAAAAUAAUUAUGAACGAAAAGAUUUAGAGCGUUGUGGGGCAGUUGGUAUCACUCAUACAUACAUGUUUAUAUGUCCAUACUUAAAUUGGAUACAUCAAUAUAUUUCUACAGUACCAAACAUGCCACCAUCAUGUUACUGGAAUAAUGCAAAAUAA